AAAAGGGAGGGGAGGAGGGGGGGCAAGGAAGGAAGAAGUGAAGAGAUCCCCUCCGCUUGCCAAAGUCUUUGUCUCCGGAUGAACAGCGAUGGGGGAAUGGACUAUUCUAGAGAGGCUACUGGAGGCUGCCGUGCAGCAGCAUUCUACUAUGAUAGGGAGGAUCCUGCUGACCGUGGUGGUGAUCUUCAGGAUCCUCAUUGUGGCCAUUGUAGGGGAGACGGUGUACGAUGACGAGCAAACUAUGUUUGUCUGUAACACGCUGCAGCCAGGCUGCAACCAGGCUUGUUACGACCAGGCUUUCCCUAUUUCUCAUAUAAGGUACUGGGUGUUCCAGAUCAUCAUGGUGUGCACUCCCAGCCUUUGCUUCAUAACAUACUCCGUUCACCAGUCUGCUAAGCAGAGGGAACGGAGGUACUCCACUGUCUUCCUCGCCUUGGAGAGGGACCAGGAUUCAAUGAAGCGUGAGGACAGUAAGAAAAUCAAGAACACGAUUGUCAAUGGGGUGCUACAGAAUACUGAGAACUCCACCAAAGAGGCAGAACCAGACUGCUUAGAAGUUAAGGAAAUCCCUAAUCCUGCUAUCAGAACUACAAAGUCAAAGAUGAGGAGGCAAGAAGGCAUUUCUCGAUUUUAUAUCAUCCAAGUGGUCUUUCGAAAUGCCCUAGAGAUCGGAUUCUUAGUGGGACAGUAUUUUCUGUAUGGAUUCAAUGUCCCUUCCAUGUAUGAAUGUGACAGAUACCCUUGCAUUAAAGAAGUAGAGUGCUAUGUCUCUAGACCCACUGAGAAGACUGUGUUCUUGGUGUUCAUGUUUGCUGUCAGUGGGAUUUGUGUGGUGCUCAAUUUGGCAGAACUGAACCACUUGGGCUGGAGAAAGAUCAAAAUGGCAGUGAGAGGAGUACAGGCAAAAAGGAAAUCCAUAUACGAAAUCAGAAAUAAGGACCUGCCAAGAAUGAGCAUGCCUAACUUUGGCAGGACUCAGUCAAGUGACUCAGCUUAUGUGUGAGGCUGUGACAGAACUGAAGCACUGUGCCAGGUGGAACAGACCCAGACACCGUUAGGGAAAGGUACAUUGCUUAGGCAAGCAUUUUAUCAAACCACCAAGAAAGCCAUUAAGGUAUUGGAUCUGCACUUACUGAACUAGCUGCAAAAUGCAGUGCUAUGUAAAAGACUGAAAAAACAGCUAUAAACCCAUGCUUGAUCUAGCCUUACAGCACAGCCACUAUUCCUACU
Messenger RNA from Calypte anna (Anna's hummingbird), 1230 nucleotides. RefSeq names its product gap junction protein delta 2 (gene GJD2). NCBI's taxonomy places the organism in Eukaryota, Metazoa, Chordata, Aves, Apodiformes, Trochilidae. The transcript is spliced from 2 exons. Gene Ontology annotation, biological process: cell communication. The coding region runs from base 89 to 1003 and encodes 304 amino acids. Gene Ontology annotation, cellular component: connexin complex. The record is from RefSeq and is a predicted model, not a curated record.